Messenger RNA from Fonsecaea nubica, 2901 nucleotides. RefSeq lists its product as hypothetical. Gene Ontology annotation, biological process: protein import into nucleus. The record is from RefSeq and is a predicted model, not a curated record. The coding region runs from base 1 to 2901 and encodes 966 amino acids. The transcript has 5 exons. Lineage: Eukaryota; Fungi; Ascomycota; Eurotiomycetes; Chaetothyriales; Herpotrichiellaceae. Gene Ontology annotation, cellular component: nuclear membrane; cytoplasm. Gene Ontology annotation, molecular function: small GTPase binding.
AUGGCCGAUAAGGCAAACCCUACCAGCGGCUAUGCGCCGGUCCUUUCGGCUCUGGCAACGAUGCAGAGCAAUGCCGGCAAAGAAGAGAAAACCGGAGCCCAUGAAUUCCUUGAAAAGUUUCAAAAAUCGCUGGAAGCAUGGAACACCACUCAUGCAAUAUUACAAGACUCGUCCGCUCCGGCAGAAGCCAGGCUGUUUGCUGCGACGACGUUAAAGGGAAAGCUGCCAGCAGACGCCCUCACUCCUCUCCGAGACUCACUCCUUUCUCUGCUUCAACUCUAUAUCUCGGGCCCUCGGCCUGUUCGGACGCAGUUAUGCGUGUGUCUGGCAAUCCUGGCAAUUCAGUUGACAACGUGGAAAGAUGUCUUGAGAACAGUGGGUUCGGCUGUUGGCAGCAGUAGGGACGGCGGAGACUGUCUGCUCGAUUUCCUGCGCAUCCUACCAGAAGAAGUCACAGAAGGCCGCAAGAUCAACCUUUCAGAAGAGGAACUUGCCGUUCGGACCAAGGAACUCCUAGAGGACAACUCCGCUCAGGUCUUGAAUCUUUUGGUCUCCUACGCCCAGUCAUCAACCCAAGCUGCUCACAAUCCUCAUUUGUAUUCGUGUAUCGCAUCGUGGCUUCGAGAAAUCCCCACGAUCGAUGUUGUGAACUCGCCCCUAUUGAACGAAAUUAUCGACGCCCUGCAGGACAGCGAUUCCUUCGAAGCAGCUGUGGAUUGCCUUUGCACCAUGUUCAGAGAUACCCGAGACGUCGACGAGUCACAAAGUGUUAUUCGCAUCCUCUAUCCCCGAAUCAUCAAGCUGAGGCCUAUGAUCGCAGAAGCUGCUUCCACGGAAGACAACGAUCUCAUGAAGGGCAUUACGAGACUGUUCGCAGAGGCUGGUGAAGCUUGGGUUGUUCUCAUUGCACGCAUGCCGGCCGAGUUCCGCGAGCUGGUCGAAUGCAUUCUUGAAUGUUGCGUACUCGACAAAGAUCGAGAAGCUAUUUCGGUCACGUUCAUUUUUUGGUAUGAACUCAAGCUGUUACUCACUCUCGAAAAAUACAGACCCGCUCGAGCUCCUCUCGCGGACCUCUAUUCGAAAUUGGUGGAUGUCAUGAUCAGACACCUCGAGUUCCCCACACCAGAGAAUGGUAAUGAGAAGGAUCUUUUCGACGGAGAUCGAGAAGCAGAGGACAAAUUCCGCAGUUUCCGACAUAGCAUAGGCGACGUCCUCAAGGACUGCUGCGAAGUUGUCGGAGUCACGGAGUGUCUAACGAAAGCCUUCGCUCUGAUACAAAGUUGGGGCCAAAAAUACGCUGCGCAGGUCUCAGGCACGACCGUACCACAUUGGCAAGAGCUUGAAGCGCCACUUUUCAGCCUCAGGGCAAUGGGCCGGAUGGUCAGCCCCGAGGAAGACACGGUCCUCCCGCAAGUUAUCCCGCUGCUUACGACAGUGCCAGAUCAUGAGAAGUUAAAGUUUCAAGCCAUCAUGGCGCUGGCUCGCUAUACCGAAUGGACCGCUCAACAUCCAGAAACUCUCGAGGCACAGCUGAAUUACGUUAUUUCUGGAUUCAAUCACAGCUCUCAGGAAGUGGUACAGGCAGCAGCGCUGGCCUUCAAAUUCUUGGGGACCGACUGCCACAGCUUGCUGGGGGAUCACGUCCCACAACUCCACAACUUCUACGAAAGCGUCAUCGACAAGCUCAAACCUACAAGCCAGGAAGAGGUAACCGAAGGAGUUGCGGCGGUCGUGGCGGCGCAACCACUUAGCAAGAUCUAUGAGACGAUGAAGCUGUUCUGUGAUCCUGUCAUGAGACGGGUGGUUGCCCUCGCUGCACAAGCCACGGAUGAAAAUACCGAGAAAACGGUUGCUGACUACCUGGGGCUUGUGACAGUCUUCUUCGAUUUCGUACAGCCCUAUGUUUCGCCAUCUGAAGAGAACCCGGCCGUCAAAUAUUGCCAGGAGGUGCUGCCGGCUCUUUCACAGAUCGCAAAGCACUUCACGCGAUCCAUGCCGAUCCUGGAAAGAGUGUGCAAGUGUUGGAGGACCAUGGUGAUAACCUACAGGACUGCCACAGCCCCGCUUCUGCCCACACUUGCGACGGGGAUUGCUGAGGGCUUUGAGGCGUCACGACAAGGCUGUUUCCUGUGGGCGACAGACGCCGUCAUUCGGGAGUUUUCGUACGGUUCAGAGUUCGUUGACGAGGCCACGAGUGACAACGUGUAUCAAUUCUUUGAGCAACAGGCCACAGUCUUUUUAAGGAUCCUAGCCGAACUACAACCGACCGAGCUCCCGGAUGUUAUCGAGGACUUUUUCCGCCUAGCUUCUGAUGCUCUUCGGUUCUACCCUCGGAAAACCCUUACUUCGAACCUUGCUCUGCCCAUGGUCAAUGCCUCGUUAACGGCGCUGACGCUGCAGUUAGUCGAGCCACUCCAAGCUACUCUGCACUUCUUGAGAGACUUUCUGGACUUUGGGUUUGAGCAACCGCCAAUAUCCAAUUUCGAAGGGCCCAAUGGUGAACCACUUGGAAAUCCACCAGAGGUUCAGGCAGCGGUGAGGCAAGUGCUGAGCUCGAGGGGCCAGGAAAUUGUGCACCGAGUCUUGACUGGCAUGAUGUUCAGCUUUCCCGAGGACUGCUAUGCCGAUGCCUCUAGUAUUCUCCUGUCGCUGUUCAAAUUGGUACCUCAAGCGGCGGCUGAAUGGGUUCAAGGAACUUUGGUGGCCCUGCCUGCAGGCACACUAAAGCCAGCCGAAGCUAACAAGUUGAUGAAAGGCAUUGGCGACAAGCUGCAGCAGAAUCAGCCGCACAAAGUGCGGGUGCUACUUCAAGACUUUACAAAUUCGUAUCGACGACGGAACGUGGCGCCGCGUGAAGGGUUGGGCAGGUUGGAAGCGGCGAGGUUCAAGUUCAGCGGCUGA